AUGAGCCAGACGUUUAAAACACUGCAUGGACUAGUAGAUAAAGGUGUUAAAGUAGACCUAGGUAUACCAUAUGAAUUAUGGGAUAAACCUUCAGCAGAAAUAACUCACAUGAAAACUCAAUGUGAGAGUCUUUUGGAAGAAAAUGAAGCUGCUAUAGAAGAGUGGUACUGGAAUCAUCAGGGAUAUAUAGAUUUAAAACAUCAUCUGUGCACCAAGAAUGCAUUGAAGAACACUGAUGACUCUUGUUUAUUUGAAAAAUUGAUAGCUAACUCAAAAGGAGAACAACUUGAUCAUUCUGAACUUUAA
This is a messenger RNA of Parnassius apollo (apollo), 306 nucleotides long. The record is from the annotation of a GenBank genome assembly. Lineage: Eukaryota; Metazoa; Arthropoda; Insecta; Lepidoptera; Papilionidae.